Phymastichus coffea is the source of this 9694-nucleotide messenger RNA. It is a transcript of the gene Fife, whose product is annotated as regulating synaptic membrane exocytosis protein 1. Gene Ontology annotation, biological process: regulation of membrane potential; calcium ion-regulated exocytosis of neurotransmitter; regulation of synaptic plasticity. The transcript has 23 exons. Gene Ontology annotation, cellular component: presynaptic membrane; cytoskeleton of presynaptic active zone. Bases 385 to 3783 code for a protein of 1132 amino acids. The record is from RefSeq and is a predicted model, not a curated record. Gene Ontology annotation, molecular function: small GTPase binding; transmembrane transporter binding. Lineage: Eukaryota; Metazoa; Arthropoda; Insecta; Hymenoptera; Eulophidae.
UUCGCAGCCGCGUUAUAUAUAUAUACAUAUUUUACGCUUUAUUAUAUACGUUGCAUUGUACACGCAUGCACACACACAUACACACAUAUAUAUACGCACGCGCAUCAAGUGGUAUUUUUGUGAGGAAGAUAACGAGAAAAAGACUAUAAUUAGGACUACCAGAGUAACAGCUCUCCGUCUCCUUUCUUCUCUGCCUGGAGGUUGGUGGGAGAAUUGAAGGUCGACGGCCCCCUUCUCCAACGAAACGAGAAAGAAACUAUGUCGGCGGCGUGGAAAGGCAGCAGCUCGACGACGUUCAAGGGCCACUAUUACGUCGGCCCUAAGCUGGCGGAUCGUUCGUUCGGUUGAGCUAUUCCCUCGUCUACCAAACGACAAUCCGCCAACAUGCAGAAGAACUCCCUCACAGGCAUCAUGUCCGUCGUCAAGACGGUCAAGCAGAUGGUCAGCACACAGCCGGAAGCGGGUUCCACCGCUCCGGACGACAGCAGUGGGACCUUCAAUAAGAUCUGGCAGGUUGGCUCGGGUUUCAUGACAUCUGGCAGUAACAUGACGAAGAUUGGCCCGGCCAAGGUCACGCCCGUGGAGACGAUCCAGCCUAAGGAGAGCACGCCUCUGAUCGAACCGCCGAAAGCGAAGACGGAGCAGGACAAGCUGUCUGCCUGCAGGAUCUGUAUAAAGUCUAUCAAGCCCGAAGACUUCUCGCGCACGUGUUACGAGUGCCAACGUAAAGUCUGCGAGGACUGUGCCUCAUAUUCCACUCAAACCGACUCCAACGAUCCCCAGACAUGGCGUUGCAGCGUGUGUCGUCGGAAGUUGGCACCCCGCGAGCCAGCAUUGACGACAAAUGGCUCGCUGGAAGUGCCGAUGGAAGGUCUAGCAAGGCGUCACAGUGAUGUGAGAUUGAGCUCGCAGGGGACAGCUCCUGGUGCAGGUACACUUGGCGCUGGUCUUGUGCCACCCAGAAGUCCGGAUCUCAGGCGACAUUCCGAUGUAUCACCUGCAAGUCUCAAAGAUCUUGAAAAGUUUCGAAAGUUCGCAGGAGAGCAGCAACGUCGCGGCAGUAACGUCGCCACAGACGACUGGGACAACAAGCACAGAAGCAAAUCGAGAAAUGAUUCGCCUGAUAGACAUCCAGAACGUGGACCUAUUGACAGAGCACGUGGUUCUAGUCCCCAACGCUCGAGAAAACCUUCGGCAGUUCCGGACCAAGACAGCGGUGACAUAGACGAAGAAGAGGACAGGCGACAUCGCGAAAUGCGAGCCGCACAAAUGGGGGGCGGUAGCAUACGUCGCCCUUCGAGGGUCACGCGACAGCAUUCAUACGACGAUGAGAUAAAGACCGCAACAGCUGCAGCCGUGGCGGCAGCACCAGGACACUCCAGCCAUCCAGCCGCGGAGGUAGCAGCGCUAGGAUUACCCGUGAGACUGGCAAGACGCAAGUCUGACAUUGCCAUUUACUCGACUGGUGGACCGCCGGGACUCGCGGCCAUUGUUCCAUCUCAGCAUCGCGCUUCCGUAUCUGCUCAAGGUACCCGAGAAUCAGAUGUAGCACCAGUUUCUACGUCGCGACGUCCGUCGAUGCGAGUAUCGGCAGCGCCGUUGCUAGCCGAUGAGACAAGUGCUCCGGAUGUCAACCAAAUCAUUCCUCCCGAGGAUCUCAAGCUCAAGCGGCGCGGAUCUAUAUUGCCGAAAAUACCGACUACGGUGAGGCCAUCAGUAGUUCCUGGUCCAAUAACCCGGGUGCCAGUUGACGACCGCGAACUGCCUCGUCAGGGCAGCAUUGCCGAUGGUGAAGCUAUCAAGAUUGUCAUACACGAUGUUGACUGCGACAUGUUGCCAAAAACCAAGAGGAAAGUCAUACUGAGAAAGGACGUCGUUGUUGAAAAAGGUUACAGAACCAAGAGUUUCGGCAUGAGGGUCGUGGGCGGUAAAGUUGGCAGCGACAACCGCUUCUACGCUGUGGUCGUGUGGACGGUGUCCGGUGGCCCGGCCGAGAAAGCUGGUCUGCAGAAGGGCGACAAGGUUUUGGAGUGGGGUGGUGUCUCGCUGAUUGACCGCAACUUCGAGGAGGUCGCCCACAUUAUCGACCGCAGCGGCGACGUUGCCGAGCUCGUUGUCGAGCACGCGAACGACAUGAGCGGGGACUCAAUGGACGAGCCGGUCGGUAUGACGCCGGCCGAACGCGAGAAGACGCCCAGCAAUUUAGGACUCGGACAGCUCGAAUCGGAAUCGAACAAAGCGCCAUCGUCGCCGACGCGCAGGAAACUGCCAAAGACGCCGGAGCAAUUAGCAAAAGAGCGUCAGGUGACAGGUAGAGUGCAGAUACAGGUGUGGUACGAGGCAGAUCGAAAGGAAUUGGUGGUAUCAGUUCUCGCGGCUGAUGAUCUUUGCUCACGAGAGGACACUGGUUAUGGAAGUCAGCCCGAGGCCUUCGCCAAACUUGACCUCAUCUCGCCAAGUGGCGACGUGACCUCGCUAAAGACGGACGUGGCUGAGCCAACGCACAAUCCCAUCUGGAAUGCCACGCUGAACUUCACGAAUGUCGCUGGCGAGCAGCUGAUCGACCGUCUGAUUGAGGUGACGCUAUGGGACUACUGUCCGGAUCGCGAUAGCGUUUUCUUGGGCGGUUGUUCCAUCGAAAUGGCCAGUGCUUUCGAAGCUGAUCGAGCUGUCUGGUAUCGCUUGGAAGACCCGCGUGGUUUGCGUUCAGGUCGUUCACCACACUGUUCACCUCGUGGUUCACUAUCGAUUGAGUUAGCCCAGCGUCUGUUGCGUCGAGCUGACCUUCGCGAACGGAGCUAUAGCGAGGAUACGCAAAGCGAUAGUGGCAGUCCAGAACCUUACUUCUUGCAUCCCGAUGCUGCUUAUUUGUCUGGUUCGAGACGUGGAUCCAGUCAGUCUGAGCAGCUCGAGAUCGAACCGUAUGAACUUAGCAAGGAUUAUAGCAGAUCACUACCUGGUAGCCGGAGGAGUAGCUUUCAAAGUCAGGCUGGUGCUACGGACAGUAAACGAGGUAGCAUGGGCGAAGCAGAUGUGUCGAUGGUGCACUAUAACCGUGAAAGGCGACGCAGCUCAUUCGCACGUCCUAAGCGCGAUCAAGAGGAGAUACUGGAGACUUUGCGGAGCUUAAAGGCACAGCAACAUGGCAAAGGAGAACUGUCGCGGACGAUGAGUCUGUCAGGCGAGAAGAGACGACCAAAUCGGCAGGGUGAGCGCAGAGAGAGCAGCGUCUUGGAAAUGAAGAGGCACGAUUACGAUCGAAACAGUGACUCGGACGACGCGGAGAAAUGGAGUCAGUCGAUGAUGGCAGAAGAUGGCUUGGAAUUGAAACUUGGACCUGGACAGCUUGCGCCGAAGGGUUACAAACCACCAAAAGAUCAAAACGGUAAAGUUCAGCUAACGAUUUAUCUAAGUAAAGGCAAUCUGGAAGUGGAAGUGAUUUCAGCUAAAGAUAUCUGUUCACUUGAAACUGAAGAACCAGACACGUACAUAAAAAUGUACCUGCGAGGUGAAGAUCGUUGGCUGCAUAAACGCAAGACCCGGGUAGUGCGUCAUUCACGCAAUCCUCAAUUCCGUCAGACACUGAAGUAUCCAAGCUGCGACGCAUUAGGUCGCAACCUUCUAGUAAUGCUGUGGGAAAAGAAGCAGGGUUUCGAGAGUAAUCAAGGUUUAGGUGGUGCAGAAAUACAAUUGGAUGCGUUAGCCUUGACCCGUUUGACCAUCGGUUGGUACCAUUUAUUUCCAAUUCAUACGCUUGGCACUCAGAACGCUGACUCACCAUGAUGGUUGCGGGAAAAAUGGGCACUCGAAGCCGGUGAGCUCGAUCUUCGCUUGAGUUUACUGCUCAAGGAGGAGAACGAAACCGGUGUGAAAAUAGUCUCGUGAUAGAAUCACUUCGAUCAUAAAAAAUACUCGUUUACAGCGAGGUUUCCCUUGAUAACAAUAAUGCGUUAAUAAUCUUGAGGGACGUCAGAGCAAAGAAUGUUAUAUCCAUACAAGACAAUCAAAGUAUUAUAAGCUUGAUCGGAGCUACACUACGGGACAAUCAAUUAUUUAAACAUAUUCUGAUUCCAUAUAUGGAAAUUAUUGUAUUUGCUUCAUUUGCGGUGUCUAUAAUUGGUAAAGAUAUAAAUUUUACUUCGCUUACGUACCUCGAGGAUAAGUCGCUUGGUUUGUGUUUUCUUAUUUUUCAGAAAGAAAUCCUUGUAUCGCCAUCUCCAAUGCUCGAGCAAUAUUUUGAACAAGUAGUUUCUAGAAGCCAUAGCUUAGUAUUUUCAUCGCAAAACAAAAAAAAAAUAAGAAGAGCAAGGGAAACCUCGGGUUUAUUUUUCUAUAUAUUGCUAACGAGUAAAUAAUUAAUUCACGAGAUUAUAAUUAUGCCCAUUUUUCCCGAGACAAGUAAUCGAUGCAUACAACUUAAAACAGCGAUUUCGAUGUGAAAUAUAAAACGAAGCAAGAACUGCAACGAGAAUAAUGAUGAACAAUAUCAAAUGGACGAAACAGAUUUUAUUUUUGGCGCAACAAUCUGCGACGGCUCAAUUGACAUCUAGAUUGUGAUUUCAUUUUGCUGGUUGAUCCAGCACGAGGAUUCGAUUGAGUCUCGCGUGAGCGCUAUUCUAUCAUUUGUGCUGCCGUCUUUCGAGUAAAAUGCUAACUUAUCGGGGUGUUGAGAUUUUGGUUGGUCAGAGCGAAAGGUUUUUGCUCACAAUCAAGAAAUAUAUAACCAAAGAUGAUUUUAUCUAAUGAAUAAACAGAUACAUGGAAAUACAUAUUUCUUUUGAAUAUGUCAUUUUAACUUAGUAUUUUAAUGAUACUGUAAAACAAAUUUUUUAUUUUGAAAAUUUUAUAUUAUACUGAUUGUAGUAUCGAACAUCUAAUUAUUUCGAUGUGUCGUAAAUAUACGAGCAAAACUCUUUGUUCCUGCAACGAUCUCACAUUGUAGAAUAGAUCAUGUACCUAGAAAUAAAAACAGGUGACGUCCUUGGUGCUUGCUGGUCGAGAACCUCGUUACAAGGACAAGAUUUAGAUUAUCACUAAACUCGAUGGCCAAUUUAAGUACUAGAUUUUAAAGAAUCAUACCACAAAAAGAAAAUUGAUGUUUAGAAAUCACAUCAUUAUUUUUUAGCCCAUAGAUUAAAGCGCGAGCUCUUCAAAGAUCUUUAUCAUGUUAGAUUUUUGUCGAAAUAAUACAUGUAAAAUUGGUAAUAAACAACAAAAUACCAACCGACCUAAACAUUCUUAGAUAACAAUUCCGCAUUUACCCUGCCUAAAGACGACAAAACGAAAAAAAAACUAUAAAGCGUGCCAGUGGUUUGUUAGGAUUUGAAAAGAUUUAAGCGAUGAUAAAUAAUUAAUUAUAUUAUAACUGCUUGUUGGUAAUCCAAAAAUGUAUAACUUCUUUUGUAUAAUGUAAGAUUGCGUAAGUUGAAUUGUAAAUGUAUAUUUAUGAAAAAAAAGAAACUUUCCAUAAAAAAUUGUAUAAACUAAGAACAUCAAAAAAUAUCUAAAAUAAUUUGUUUUAAUAGUGCUUGCGGAUAUAAUAUUAUCGAUAAUCAGCAAAAAGGAUAAUCAUUAAUCAUAAAUGGAUAUUUCUAAAAGAAAAGUAAAAAGAUGUAAGAAAAGAAGAUAAUCAAAGUACUGCUAAUCUAUUAUUGAUUCCUAUUGAUAUAGCCGAAAAACUUCGAGGAAAUGAUUCGUAAAGUAAAUUUUUCGAAAGUAAAACGACGCUUUGAUUAUGCUGAUAUUUAACGGUGAAAAAGUAUACGUUAGGGAAACUGCUAUUAUACAUAAUUUUAUUACUAAUUAUAAGAUUGGCUAAAACAAAGUAAAAAAGAAACUCUUCAUGUUGAACAUAUGUUAGCACAGCAGUUGAAUGAGUAAUGUUCUUAAACUUUGUUUAAUAAACAGCUUUUGUAAUCAAAUUCAUUUGUACGCAAGUUUUUCUGAUAUUGUACAGUUCGUUGGUAUAAAAUGUUUUUCCAUGUUUGCAAACGAAUGAAAAAAAAUGAAGGUUUUUCAAUAAUAAUUGUGUAAACACCAGUUUAUUGGCUAAAAUUGAAGAUUUAAAAAAUAAGCACAAGAAAGAUGAAUAUCGCGUUACGGCCUAGAAAGGAAAACGAAGAUUAAGUAAAUUUAUAAACAUAUAUAUAUAUAUAAAUAUAUAUAUAUAUAUGAAGACUCGAUGAAAGCGAAGAAAAAUCGUUCUUCCUCCUUAUAUAUUCAUUCUUAUAGAGGUAAACAAAAAAUUGCGCCUUUUUCUACUAGAAUCUAUGAGAUUGUAAUAAACUUUACACAGUCUAUUAUAUAUUUACGCAUCAUCGUGUUCCACCUUUUGAGCCUAAACUGAGUAAAACAUAUAUACUUAUAUAAUUAGAUGGUUAUGUAAAGAAAAUUUUCAGAAAUUUUCUUCCAAGAACAUAGCAAAUUUUCAUUCUUGUAUAUUAAUGUAUAUUAAUCUAUAAAACACCUACAUUUUAUUUACACUUUCGAUUUCGGCUAUUUUUUCAAUAAAAUCAUCAUUACAAAAAGAUCAUAGAAAAAGGAUUUUACGAACAAUAAGUAACUUCUAAAAAUGUCUAACUCUAAGUAACUCUUUACAUCUAUCUAAAAGUUUAAUUAAGAAGUGGCAUUUAAAAAAAAGACAUUGUAAAUCGUUCGAAGCUCAUUAAAGUUGAAACGGUUGUGACGGAGAAGUUAAUUACUAUAUUAAAAGAAACGUAAGUAAAUAUAGAGCACUUUCUUCAACUUUUCUAGAUAAAACUCAAAGUUUUCUACACAAAAUAACUCAUGGCCUACACAAUACAACACUUAAUAAUGAACGUUGACUUUUCCAUUACUGUUAAAACGAUACAAAAUAUAAGUAUAAAAUGGCCGCAGUUACGACAAGAUAACAAUAACAAUGGGUCUAUCGCUAUUAUUAUAAAGUUAUAAUGUACCCACUUUGACAAUCUUGACGCGUCUCAUAUAAAUGUUAUUCACUUCUUACGUGAAUUAAUAAGGUCAAGUGAAAGUCGCUGCCUAUGGAAAGUUUGAUUAUUCCAAGCAGAAUUUAUGUGAAUCCUAAAAUUUCAUUUUGGAAUGAUAUAAGUUACUAUUUAAAAAAUGAUUAUCUGAAUUCUUAUCUAUAAAUGGCCCCCUUUCCAAAAAACUAUUUGAUUGAAUAUAUCACGCAUAGAUGUCUAGAGAUACUGUAACGUAAAAACUUUAUUUUUCUAUUUAUUUAAAAUAGAUAUUAAAAUAGCUAUUUUUCAUAAAAACUCAAACAUGAGACUUAUUGAAUAAUCAAUUGUGUAAUCCGCAAAUACAUUAAAUAAUGUUUGUUUAAUUUCUUAAUUGUCAAAAUAAAAUUUACAAGUCUUUUUUAUACAACUAAAGAUACUGAUUUUUGAAAAAAUAUACAUUAAGUUUGAAAUUUAGCUGAAUUUUGUGAUUUCAUAUUACAUUUGCGAAUAUGCAUAGAUCUGUUUUAAAUAAGUUAAGAUUUUUGUCGAAUGAAGUAUAUUCAGAUGAAAACAUAGAAUUAAAAGUGAGGAAAUAAUGUACGUUUAUGUAUGCUAAUCUGUUGUAAAAUUUAUGAUAUAUUGUAUGAAUGUUGAUAAGCAGAUAAAAUAAGAUAUUUUGUGGAUGGAUAAUGAACGCAUAGUUUUACAAGCGUAAUUAAACGCUACAUCUAAGCAACAGUCUCUUCCCUAACAUAUCUGUGUCAUGAAAACAAAAAAUACACGUAUCCAUAUUGAAUAUUUUUAUUUUAAGUGUCAACAACUCCUUAGUUUGAGCAUCAAGAGUAUACACAUGUUCUUAACUGUACAAAUCAGUUUAUUAAAAUAGCAUCUAAAAUGAAUAUACGUAAAACUGUUUUUAUGUAUAUAUCGCUUUUGACGAUAUUAAUAAUAUAUUUUUAUAACUCUGACGAGAUAAACAAAUGUGCACAUUGAAAAAAAAUGAUACCGAUGCUCGAAUUAGGGACGUGAGCUCUGAUUAUAUAAUCAUGUUAAAGCAGAGCAUAUCGCCUAGCAUUGUAUAGCGAGAAUCUUAGAAAAUAUAGUAACAAUGAAAAAUCAUACAAGCUUUAUCGCCGUUAAAUGAAAAAAGAACAUUGAGAAAAACAAUAAAAAACGAAUAUGAGAAUAGAGUUGAAUGUGACUUAAAAUACUUUAUAGAUCAAAAGAAAGUUCAAAGUUAUAAGAGUCGCUAGUUCAGCUGGAACGUAAUUAAUUUGCUCGCAAAACUUUCAUAGCAUACGUGACAAGUCAAAGCGACAACAGACCUAACGUGAAAAAAGGUCAAGCCGAACAAUAAUCAUUCGGGACCUAACAUUAUACGUUAAAUGGCAGAACACCAGUAAGCGCUAAAAGAACUUUGUUUUUCGUUAGCAUGUAGGCGCGUAAUGUUUUCUACUUAAAUAAUUAAAACUUUUCCGAAAUUCAGUGUUAUCGUUUAGUUUGAUUUCCACGCACUUGGUCUAAUCCAUUUGAACAAGCGUAGUUAUGUUCUAAAAUGAUACAGUUGGCAGUUUGUGCUGAGUUCAGCAAAAACUGUUUGAUAAAAACUUCGAGUUGUGGCUUUUUAGAUAGGAUAAUUAAGUAGUCAUAUUAUCUAUGAAAGGCUAUCUAGGAAAUAUUAUUUUUAUAGAACCCAUUAACGUGACAACGAUGAUAAUACGUAUUGAGUUUUUACUUUAUAAACUAACUUAAUUUUUAUGUUUUUUAAUUUUUUAUGAAAUAAAGGUCUUUAAUGUUAGAAUAGUAUAAUUACGCGAUAUUUUAGCGAAUUGCCAAUCGAGUAAUCGCAUGAAAAUCGCGGUGGGAAAAGAAGCCCUUAAUAUAUAUAAGAAAAAAUUAAUAAUAUUUAAACGUACGAGUCGUCAUGUUAAAAUCAAUGUGAUGUCUUUACCUAGAUGUUGAAUGUUGAACGUAUGCGUAAAAACAAACAACAAAAUACUUUAUCAUUGAUAUUAUAUGUUAUCAAUUGAAGAAAAAAACUUAUGAUAUGAAUAUAAUGAUAAUUUCUUAUUAGAUUUUUGUAACUUGGAGUUUCAUUUUAAGUAGAUGUCAAAGCGAUGUAAAAUAUUCAAAAAAGGUAACGAAAUUCAAAUUUUUCAGUAGGUUGCUGAUCAAAAUAAUUCAUGCUGUUUAUUGAAAACAUGUUUUUCUCGUCUUAUUAGCUAAAUUUUGAGCUUGUUAGAUAUUGUAAAAUAUUAUAUUAUGUAUCGAAUAUUUUACGUUAGUAUAGGUAUAAUUGUCAUAUAUUGAUACGCUUCAAUAAAAAAAAAGAGAAAACUAAUUUUUUUUAUGCAUGUAACAGAUUGCGCAUAAGCGAUAAAGACAGACGAAAAAAGUGUGAAAGCAAUUUUUCUACAUGUAUUCAAGUUCAAAGGUACUCAAUAUUUUUUAUUUAAUUUUAAAAAAUUAUAAAUCUAUAUAAAAAUUACAUAAUUUAUUUUUGAUUGUGAAUAAUAUUUUGAAUAUUGUGCAAAUGACAGAAAAUAAUUUUAAUUCUAUAAUAAUUAAUAUUAAAAAUCAUCGAUUAUGAAACGGCCUGAUUCUUGCGUGAAUGAACUAUUUUGUAGAAUAAAUGUAUAAUUUCAUGCUCAACGGUGUAACAGAAUAUGAGAGAUAAAUGAGUUAAUGUAAAGUUAUGAAUGAAAUUAAUGCUGUAUAAAACAACGAUUGUAAAGCAAAUACAAUCUCGACGU